AUGCUCGUCGCACGACAGUGGACGAUCGCUCCCCGCCGUCGCAGCCAUGGUCGUCGCGAGGGCCAUUCCGACACCAUGCCGCGCUCCCCGUCAUCGCCUAGAAACCACUCGUUAGUCGCGCGCUCGCGCUCCAACUUGUCGCACGGAGUCGCGCACUUCAGCAAGUCGCAGCGAUUCAGCCUGCGAGCAGCCAGCGUCGCCGUCGCGCUCCUCGCGCUGCUUGCGCUCGCCUCGCCCCGGCCCUGCGCAGCGCGACGACCGCUCGGCUUUAAAUCGCAUCAACCGCCGAUCGGCGUGGAGAAGAAAGGGGGCGGGAACAAGGGUGGGGGGAAGGGCGGGGGAAAAGGUGGGGGGAAUAAGGGUGGGGGGAACAACGGGGGUGGAAACAACGGCGGAGGGAACAACGGCGGGGGGAACAACGGUGGAGGGAACAACGGCGGGGGGAACAAUGGGGGCGGAGGCAAGGGUGGGGGGGAUAAAGGCGGCCCUGUGAAAGGCAUCGGGCUGCAACCCUUGUCGUGUUACUUCGCCACCAAGGCGUGCGACUUUGUGUUCAACCGCUCGGCGUCACUGGCGCCCAUACUGCCGCUCGUCGCCAUGCGCCCCGACCAGCCCAUCUCCUCCGCCAUCCUCCACAAGGCGGGCAGUCGCCCCGUGGUGUCGGCGUCCCUGCAGGCCUGCCGCGCCCUCAACACCCUUGCUCUGCGCCUGCCGUCGUGUCCGGCCUUCACCUUCGUCUCCCCCUCUGCCUCCAGCAAUGGCGUGCGCAUCGCCGGCAAGGCCCUCUCGCUGCUGCAGCUCGCUCAAUACAGUGGGGCGUGCUUCACACUCGACUUCGCCCAGAUGAUGUGCCCUCUCCACUGCCCCCUCCCCUCCACUGCCCCCUCCCCUCCACUGCCCCCUCCCCUCCACUGCCCCCUCCCCUCCACUGCCCCCUCCCCUCCACUGCCCCCUCCCCUCCACUGCCCCCUCCCCUCCACUGCCCCCUCCCCUCCACUGCCCCCUCCCCUCCACUGCCCCCUCCCCUCCACUGCCCCCUCCCCUCCACUGCCCCCUCCCCUCAGCUGCCCCUCCCCUCCGCUGCCCCCUCCCCUCCACUGCCCCCUCCCCUCAGCUGCCCCCUCCCCUCCGCUGCCCCCUCCCCUCCACUGCCCCCUCCCCUCAGCUGCCCCCUCCCCUCCACUGCCCCCUCCCCUCCACUGCCCCCUCCCCUCCACUGCCCCCUCCCCUCCACUGCCCCCUCCCCUCCACUGCCCCCUCCCCUCCACUGCCCCCUCCCCUCCACUGCCCCCUCCCCUCCACUGCCCCCUCCCCUCCACUGCCCCCUCCCCUCCACUGCCCCCUCCCCUCAGCUGCCCCCUCCCCUCCGCUGCCCCCUCCCCUCCACUGCCCCCUCCCCUCAGCUGCCCCCUCCCCUCCGCUGCCCCCUCCCCUCCACUGCUCCCUCCCCUCCACUGCCCCCUCCCCUCAGCUGCCCCCUCCCCUCCACUGCCCCCUCCCCUCCACUGCCCCCUCCCCUCCACUGCCCCCUCCCCUCCACUGCCCCCUCCCCUCCACUGCCCCCUCCCCUCCACUGCCCCCUCCCCUCAGCUGCCCCCCCCCUCCCCUCCGCUGCCCCCUCCCCUCCGCUGCCCCCUCCCCUCAGCUGCCCCCUCCCCUCCGCUGCCCCCUCCCCUCCACUGCCCCCUCCCCUCAGCUGCCCCCUCCCCUCCGCUGCCCCCUCCCCUCCACUGCUCCCUCCCCUCCACUGCCCCAUCUGCUGCCCCAUCUGCUGCCCCAUCUGCUGCCCCAUCUGCUGCCCCAUCUGCUGUCCCCUCCGCUGCCUCCUCCGCUGCCUCCUCCACUGUCCCCCACCGCAUCUCCCUUACUACUACCACCACGUGA
Messenger RNA from Closterium sp. Yama58-4, 1884 nucleotides. Lineage: Eukaryota; Viridiplantae; Streptophyta; Zygnematophyceae; Desmidiales; Closteriaceae. The record is from the annotation of a GenBank genome assembly.